Messenger RNA from Penaeus indicus, 395 nucleotides. Its product is annotated as succinate--CoA ligase [GDP-forming] subunit beta, mitochondrial-like. Gene Ontology annotation, molecular function: ATP binding; succinate-CoA ligase (GDP-forming) activity. Bases 75 to 380 code for a protein of 101 amino acids. The record is from RefSeq and is a predicted model, not a curated record. The transcript is spliced from 3 exons. Gene Ontology annotation, biological process: succinyl-CoA metabolic process; tricarboxylic acid cycle. NCBI's taxonomy places the organism in Eukaryota, Metazoa, Arthropoda, Malacostraca, Decapoda, Penaeidae. Gene Ontology annotation, cellular component: mitochondrion; succinate-CoA ligase complex.
AAUGAGUCUAACGUGAAAUUCCAACCAAGUGGCAGCGAAGUCCGCCAUCAGUGCCGGAUAGCGUCCACGACACCAUGGCAGGACUUGCGACUCGCUGUUUCUCUCGAGGCCUUUUUAAGCCUUUCCAGACUCUGAUUCAACCGAGAGUUCCUGUGAGACAUCUGAACCUGCUGGAGUAUCAGAGCAAAGUGCUGCUGGACAACCAUGGGGUCACUGUGCAGAAGUUCCGCAUCUUGGAUACGCACGAGGCUGCUGGCGAGACGGUUAAAACACUGAAUGCUGCCGAGUAUGUAGUGAAGGCGCAGAUCCUAGCUGGCGGCAGAGGAAAGGGCCACUUUGACAAUGGCUUCAAGGGAGGGGUUCAUCUCACCAAAGAGUAAGACUUUGUUGCAGCU